AUGGACAUUGACGAACUCGAUCAGCUUUUGCUUGACGACUAUGAUGGCUUUAACAAUAACCAACAACAAGAGAAAACAAACGACACCUUCGAUCCCCUUGCACCGUCAUCUCCUUCAGAACGCAAUGCACCUCCAGCUGUUGGCAAACGACGACCUUACAAACGACUCGACGCUGAUCUGUUGUUGUCAUCCAAAGGAUUAACACGGUUACGAUACGAGGCCCCUUCAAUCAAAUUCCAAGGCAAAGGAUACGAGGAUACAGAUUUGCGAAAGCUGAUGGAUUAUUAUCAAAUGUGGGCACACAAUCUCUAUCCUCGACUCCAAUUCAGUGAUUUUGCACGAACUAUCCUAAAGACGACAGCCAAUCCAAGAGUCAAGGCCAAACUACAUGAAUGGCAGGAUGAGCACAGAGAGAAAACGGACGAAUACGCACGCAUCGCUCGAGAACAAGGGGAAAAUGGCGAGGGAGGAUAUGAGGAUGGUGAUAAUCAAGAACAGCAAGCCAGCAGUGAUAAUGAAGACAGCGAUCAAGAUAUGAAUGAUGUAUUUAUGGAUUAUCUGGUGGGCGUCAAAUCAGGAGCCAUUUCGAUUGAGGAUGCACCUCCAGUACCAGAGCAAAAUAACAACAAUGACAAUCCUCGACCAAACAAUGACAUCGAUGAUGAUGAAAAGGAGGAGGAGGAUCUUUUUUUCAAGCCAGCCACUGAAAGAGAACCAAGCCCAGGUCCAGGAUCCCCUAUGGAUAUUUCAAGUACCACUCCACAAAGACCUACAUUAUCCAAGGAAACGAGCAACAUAUCAGCUAUGAAAGGGAUAACAUCCGAUGAUGAUGAAGACGACGAUAAUGAGCCACUCUUUAUGAAUCGAAGACCACGACGGAUAACAACCGAAGAUGAAGACAUGAGCGAAUAA
Lichtheimia ornata is the source of this 912-nucleotide messenger RNA. RefSeq lists its product as uncharacterized. The record is from RefSeq and is a predicted model, not a curated record. Lineage: Eukaryota; Fungi; Mucoromycota; Mucoromycetes; Mucorales; Lichtheimiaceae. Gene Ontology annotation, biological process: DNA replication checkpoint signaling; replication fork arrest; replication fork processing. Gene Ontology annotation, cellular component: replication fork protection complex; nucleus. The coding region runs from base 1 to 912 and encodes 303 amino acids. Gene Ontology annotation, molecular function: DNA binding. The transcript has 4 exons.